Myotis daubentonii (Daubenton's bat) is the source of this 1694-nucleotide messenger RNA. RefSeq names its product polyadenylate-binding protein 1-like 2. The record is from RefSeq and is a predicted model, not a curated record. Gene Ontology annotation, molecular function: RNA binding. Lineage: Eukaryota; Metazoa; Chordata; Mammalia; Chiroptera; Vespertilionidae.
GCAAACUGCGGUGACUCGCAGAGGCGCGCUCCUGGCAGGGCUCGCCAUCCCAGGCGCCUUGGUAUCGCCAGACCUGCUGGCCCCCGCGUCCCCCGCCCCAGCUCCCGCUCGCGCCCCCGGCCCGGGUUCCUGCGCCCAUCUGCCCUCCUGCCCUCCUGCCCUCUCCCGCCUCUCCGAGCCCCAGCUUGCGGGAAGGGAGGUCGCGGGAGCGGCCCGGCAGCACCGGCGACCGUGGCGACAGCUGCGGCAGUGGCGGCGGCGGUGGCGGCGGCGGCUGCAGCGGCGGCGGAGGCUGCGGCGGCGACCGUGGCAGAGGCGGUGGCGGAGGCCUCCGUGGCGGAGGCGGACGUAGAGGUGGAGGAGGCAGUAGCGGAGGCCAUCCUGGGGGAGGCGGCAGCCGCCCUGGCCGGGGAGGAGGUAGAGGCCGCUCUGGCGGCAGCAGCCGUGGUGGUGGCAGAAGCCAGCGCGGCCCAAGCCGCUGCAGCAGCAGAGCCUGUGGCGCCCCCCUUGGAGGAGGAGGAGGAGGAUGCGGAUGAGCAUGCAGAGGCGGCGGCGGCGGCUGCCACCGCAAACGCAGAGAGGGGCUGGAGUUCCGAGGAGAACCCGGACUUUCCUAUGGCCUCACUGUACGUGGGAGACCUGCACCCUGAGGUGACAGAGGCAAUGCUGUACGAGAAGUUCAGCCCGGCAGGGCCUAUCCUCUCGAUCCGCAUUUGCAGAGACAAGAUCACCCGCCGCUCGUUGGGCUACGCAUAUGUCAACUACCAGCAACCGGUGGACGCCAAGCGGGCCCUGGAGACCCUGAACUUUGAUGUCAUCAAGGGCAGGCCAGUGCGCAUCAUGUGGUCCCAGCGGGACCCUUCGCUGCGCAAGAGCGGGGUGGGCAACGUCUUCAUCAAGAACCUGGGCAAGGCCAUCGACAACAAAGCGCUGUACAACAUCUUUUCGGCGUUUGGCAACAUCCUCUCUUGCAAAGUGGCCUGCGACGAAAAGGGGCCCAAGGGCUACGGUUUCGUGCACUUCCAAAAGCAGGAAUCCGCCGAGCUGGCCAUUGAUACCAUGAACGGCAUGUUCCUGAACUACCGCAAAAUUUUCGUUGGGAGAUUCAAGUCCCAUAAGGAACGAGAAGCUGAAAGAGGAGCUUGGGCCAGGCAGUCCACCAGUGCUCACGUCAAGGAUUUCGAGGAAGACACCGACGAGGAGGCCACCUUCCGAUGAAGACAUCCAGGAGCCAGUCAUCCAGCAGAGCCAAACUUUGCCUCCCACCCGGUUUACAGCCCCCUCUCUGCCCCCCCUAACCCACCAGCAGUGUAUUGUAUUGAGAGUGCAGAUCCGUGCUUCUCUCCCCCCCUCCUCUCUCUCUCUCCCUGUCUCCUCUCUCUCCUUCUGUCCUGUCUCUCCCUCUCCCUCUCUCCUGUCUCUCUCUUCCUCUCCCUCUCUCUUCUCCCCCAUCUCCUCCCUCUCUCCCUCUCCCUCUCUCUUCUCCCCCCAUCUCCUCUCUUUCUCCCUCUCUCUCCCUCCCUGUCCUCUCUCUCUCCCUCUCUCUCCUGUCUCUCUUCCUCUCUCCUGUCUCUCUCCCUCUCUCCUGUCUCUCCCUCUCCCCAUCUCUCUCCCUCUCCCUCCCUCUAUCCCUCCCUAUCCUCUCUCCCUCCCUCUCUCCUGUAUCUCUCUCCCUCUCUCCCUCUCCCCUCUCU